UGCGUGUGUGUGUGUGUGUGUAUGUGCGUGUGCGCGUACGUGUCCGUGUGUGUGUGUGGUGUGUGCGUGUGUGCGUGGGCGUGAGGGCAUGUGGGCGUGUGUGUGUGUGCGUGUGUGCGCAAUCGGCGCCCUGACCCCGCAGGAGCGGCAGAGGACGACGCGCACCUUGCACCCCCCCCCUCGGAAACAGGGCCUCGGCCCCUCGCGGAGGCACGCCACGGCCCCUCGCGCCAAGCGGCUGCCCCUCCGCCCGUCCGCGCCCCCAGCCAAGUCGGUCGGCAGCCUGUGCUCCGCCGCGCGCCGGAUGCACCACCCGCCCACGGCGACCCCGUCUGAACCAGGUUCUGACGUGGACGCUGCUCUACCUCAUUGGGCGCCGCUCGACCCGGGCGCCGCGGGCCACGCGCCGGGCCCGGCGCUGCACGAGCGCGCCGCGCCGUCCACGGCCACCAGCCUGGACUCCGACUCGGAGCAGUCGUCCUCACCGGCAGCGUCCGAGCCGUGCUGGGAGGAGGCGAGCUCGAGUAGUACCCCUCGCCAGGAGCCGAGCCGGGGGGCCUCGGCGCCCUCGACGCCGCUGGGCGCCCGCGCGCGCCCGGCCCCGGCGACGGGGCCGGCAGGAGGCGCGGCGCCGCGGACGCCGCUGGUGAGCCGCGGCGCUCUCGUGCCUGCCCUGAACCUGCCGGGGGCCCCCCGCGGGCCACGGGUGCGGAGCACGGGCGCGGCCGCUGCGCCCGC
This is a messenger RNA of Prorocentrum cordatum, 738 nucleotides long. The record is from the annotation of a GenBank genome assembly. NCBI's taxonomy places the organism in Eukaryota, Dinophyceae, Prorocentrales, Prorocentraceae.